Helicoverpa armigera (cotton bollworm) is the source of this 4182-nucleotide messenger RNA. RefSeq lists its product as uncharacterized. The record is from RefSeq and is a predicted model, not a curated record. NCBI's taxonomy places the organism in Eukaryota, Metazoa, Arthropoda, Insecta, Lepidoptera, Noctuidae. Gene Ontology annotation, molecular function: oxidoreductase activity; iron ion binding; 2 iron, 2 sulfur cluster binding. Bases 99 to 3908 code for a protein of 1269 amino acids. The transcript has 16 exons.
UGCUUGCGUGACAAGUGAAACAGUAGUUAAUAUAAAAUACUAACGCAUUAGUCCCUGCACAGUGGACUGCGCGCGUUGUACGGAACGUAACGAGCGAAAUGUCUAAAAUUGAAUUCACAGUGAACGGCCAGAAAUGUAUAGUGGAUGAGAGCACCCCUCGGGAUACGACACUGAAUGCAUAUUUACGCUAUGUGCUCUGUCUGCCUGGUACCAAGGCUAUGUGCCACGAGGGUGGCUGUGGGUCUUGCAUCGUGAAGGUCCGCGCGAGACGGAAUACCAGCGGCACUGUUGAAACUUUCCCUGUUAAUUCUUGCCUAGUGCUGAUAUUUUCCUGCAAUGGCUGGGAUAUCACCACUAUUGAAGGCGUGGGCAAUCGUUUGGAUGGCUACAGCGACGUUCAGAAACGAAUCGUUGCCUUUAACGGCUCCCAAUGUGGGUACUGCACGCCGGGAUGGGUUAUGCAACUGACUAGCUUAAUAGACAAAAAUCUCACGAUGUACGAAUUAGAACAGUCUUUCGGCAGCAACACCUGUAGAUGUACCGGGUUCAGACCUAUCUUAGAUACGAUCAAAUCUUUCGCCGUAGACGCGUCUCCAGAAAUAUGCCAAAAAGUCCGGGAUAUUGAGGAACUUAAUACCCCAUGUUCGAGGAACCCUAGGACCUGUCAGAGAAAGUGUUCAGAACAAAGCGAUGGCAGCGAUUGGAGUGUGGUUGCUGAUGUUAAAAAUGAGAACACCCUGAGCUUUCAUUUUGGCAAUUAUUCAUUCUAUAAAGUGUAUGACAGGCAGGCCAUCUUUGAAGUUCUUAAUAAACAUGGCGUUGAUUCUUAUAUGCUGGUCGAUGGAAAUACUGGGAAAGGUAUUGUGGAAACGUUUGAAUACCCCCGAGUUUUGAUAGACAUUAGUGAAGUGGCAUCCCUCAAGACGUACACUUUCGACCAGAACCUGGUACUUGGAGCCAACGUCUCCAUACAGGACUGCAUCACGAUAUUCAAGGAAGCUGCAGCUAAUAGGAGCGGUUUUGCAUACUUGGCCGAGUUCGUGAAACAUCUUAAUCUUGUUGCUCAUAUACCCGUAAGAAAGAUUGGUUCCAUAGCCGGCAAUUUGAUGUACAAGAGACAAAUACCGAAAUACAAGUCUGAUUUGUUCAUUCUUUUCGAGUGUGUUGGAGCCAAUGUUACAGUUUGUACAUCGAAUGGACGGACAAAAACGUUGACAAUAUUGGAAUUCAUAAAGUUCGACAUGCAAGGAGCGGUGAUGAUAAACGUGGAGCUGCCGCCGCUUAGCAGCUCUCACGUCUUCAGGAGUUAUAAGAUCAUGCCACGCAACCAAAAUGCUCUAGCUGUGGUAAACUCAGCUUACCUCCUUAAACUGGGCAGUAAGAAUGAAGUAGAAUCAGCUAGCAUAGUGUACGGGAACAUUGAUCCAUCCUUCGUACACGCCAAAAAGACCGAGAAGUAUUUAAUCGGAAAGUGUAUCUUUACUGAUGAAACCUUGCAAGGAGCUAUCAAGGUUCUGAAUAAGGAGCUGGUACCAGUGGAAAUAACUGGAGAGCCUCCAAAAGAGACGAGAAAGAAGUUAGCUCUGGGACUGUUUUACAAGUUCGUCUUAAGCAUAGCUCCAGCCGGCAAAGCUCUUUCCAAAUACGCUUCUGGAGGGGCACUGCUCCAAAGACCAGUGUCUUCAGGCAAAGAAGACUACCAGACAGACUCCAGUCUAUUCCCGUUGAACAAGCCAGUGGAUAAGUUGGAAGGCCAGAUCCAAGCCGGUGGUGAGGCGAGGUUUGUGAAUGACAUGCCUGCUCAGCCAGGACAGGUGUUUGGUGCUUUCGUCCUGUCUACAAUACAUGGAGGAGAAGUGGACACCAUAGAUGUGGAGGCUGCUAUGGCACUCGACGGUGUUGUAGCCCUAUUAACAGCUAAGGACAUUCCCGGCGUAAAUUCCUUUGGAUUCCCAGGAAUUCAACUGCAAACUGACGAAGAAGAGAUUUUAGCCACUAAAAUCAAAUUCUGUGGUCAACCCAUAGCGGUAAUCGUAGCUAAGAGUGAAGAACAGGCUGAGAGAGCUGCUAAAAAAGUUAAAGUAACUUAUAAAAAUGUUAGCACGGCUGCUCCUGUGUUAACCAUUGAUGAAGCGAAGAAAGAUAGUUCGCGAUACGUAGGAGGAGGACCAACUAUAGAUCCUACAGGAAAAGGCACUAAUGUAAAGAAGAUUAUAAAAGGAGUUUAUGAGAUUGAGUCUCAGUAUCAUUACUAUUUGGAGCCCAUUUCGUGUGUAGUUGUGCCCGUUGACAAGACGUUGGAGGUCUAUGAUUCGACCCAAUGGAUGGAUUUGACGCAAAUUGCUGUUGCGAGGUCUUUGGGGAUCAGUGAAAGCGAAGUCAUAGUUAAAGUUCGUCGUGUUGGCGGCGGGUUCGGAGGCAAGAUCAGUCGUAACGUGCAGGCAGCUGCAGCCUGUGCCCUGGUGGCCAAGAAACUGGACAGACCCUGCAGGUUUAUACUGCCGCUACAGACUAACAUGAUGAUCGCUGGGAAGAGAUUGCCUUGUCAGUGUGAAUAUGAGGUCGGUGUAGAUGACGACGGUAAGAUCCAAUACUUAGAUGCAACAAUAGUGGAAGACAAUGGAUCUUCCAACAAUGAGAACAUUCUAGACUUCACCGUCAGCGGCUUCCCGAACUGCUACAACACUGAGUACUGGUCGCUGAAGACUGCAACUGUUCUUACUGAUACUCCUUCUAAUACUUUUGCUAGAGCUCCAGGUACUUGCGAGGGAAUUUCAAGCAUUGAACACAUAAUGCAGCACAUUGCAUUCGCCGUUCAGAAGGAUCCUACCGCAGUCCGCAAAGCCAACAUGAGGACUGAGGACAAUGACCUUCCAGAACUUAUUGAGACCCUCAAGACCGACUCCAACUACGACAGCCGAGUCAAAGAGAUCGAACAGUUCAAUAAAGCCAACAGAUGGUUUAAAAAAUCUAUUUCUAUCAAUGUCAUGUGUUUCCCCGUAGUCUAUUACGGGAACUACUCAGCUCUCGUCUCCAUCUACAGAGGUGAUGGCACUGUUACGGUGUCUAUAGGAGGCAUAGAAAUGGGACAAGGUAUCAACACAAAAGCAGCCCAAGUUUGCGCUUACGAACUUGGAGUGCCUUUGGAAUAUGUCAAGAUAAUUCCACAUUACUCCUUCGUGGCUGCGAAUAACGUGUUCUCUGGAUCGAGUAUUACUACUGAAAGUUGUUGUUACUCUAUUACUCGGGCUUGUGAAUCUUUGAAGGAGCGAUUGGCUCCGAUAAGGGCAAAGAACCCAGAUGCGACAUGGAAGGAGAUUAUCAAGUUAGCAGGCGAUGAACAAGUGGAGUUGACAUCCUUGUUCAUGAUGAAGGAUACUGACGAAAAGCUGAAGGGGUACAGUGCAUUUGCUGUGGCGAUUAUUGAGACAAAACUUGACAUUUUGACUGGACAGAUGCAAAUAGUUCGCUCGGAUAUAUUGGAAGAUGUUGGUGUUAGUGCCAAUCCCAAGUUGGAUGUAGGACAGGUGCAAGGAGCGUACAUGCAAGGCAUAGGCUACUUUACCUGCGAGAAGCUGGUGUACAACAAGGCGACCGGCAGGCUGGAGACCAACCGUUCCCUGACCUACCACGUGCCACUAGCGCUGGACAUCCCCGUGGAGUAUAACGUCAAGCUGCGGUACAACCAUAAGAAUCCUAAUGGAGUUCUUGGAUCGAAGACUUGUGGAGAAAUGGGUAUCUGCACAUCCCACGGUGUGACACACGCGCUUCGACAAUGCAUCAUGGAAUCCCGCAAGGACUCUGGCUACGAUCCCACUGAAUGGAUCACGAUACCUGUGCCAUAUGAUACAGAAGCAAUUUUGAAGGCAUUGGAUGUGAAGCUGGAUGAAUUCCUCCUCACUAAGUAGACGUGGGUAGGUACCAAGGUCUUUUUACCUGCAUAUUUUUAUAAAACUUUUUUUUGUGAUACGAUGAAGAGCGAUUUAGAGAAUAAAUCCCUUCCUGUUAUUUCUUUUUUUUUGUUUUUUAGUUAAGUUUGCUACUACAUUACUUAUUUUAUUUUUUAUCAAAAUUAUUUUGUUUUCUGUUUACAAUUAAUUUCAAUUUCAAUAUUUUUCAAUUUUGCUUUUAAUUUUUGACAUACGUUGUAAUCAACAUUUCCGAAUAAAAUACGUGUUUGUG